Messenger RNA from Dunckerocampus dactyliophorus (ringed pipefish), 2307 nucleotides. RefSeq names its product regulator of G-protein signaling 20. NCBI's taxonomy places the organism in Eukaryota, Metazoa, Chordata, Actinopteri, Syngnathiformes, Syngnathidae. The transcript is spliced from 5 exons. Bases 160 to 846 code for a protein of 228 amino acids. The record is from RefSeq and is a predicted model, not a curated record.
GCAUGUUCAUCAUCAUAGAAGUGGAGUGGGGGGGUGCGUUGUUUUGCACGCAUGCGCAGACGGGCCACCAACUGUUCGCUGUCAAGUGGAGGCAGACGGAUGUGAUCGAGCCCCCCCAUAAAGAGGCACCUGCAUUGUGGCAUUCAUGGUGACACAUCCAUGGGCUCAGAGCGGCUGGAGAUGCGCAAGAGACAGAUGCAGGUCCACCAGGAAGCCGCCGCCAGUGUCCUCCAGGCCCGUCACAGGAUGGGGAACACCCCCAGCAACGCCUCCAACGCCUGCUGCUUCUGCUGGUGCUGCUGCUGUAGCUGCUCCUGUUUGACUGUUCGAGGCGAGGACGAAACAAUACAGAGGUCGGCCUGCGAUCGUAGAACCGAAGGAACGAACAACUGUGACGAAAGCCCCAAGCCCACCCUGGAGGACGCUCGCUCCUGGACCACGUCCUUCGAGAAGGUGAUGAAGAGUGCGGCGGGGCGGAGCUGCUUCCGUCAGUUCCUUCGCACAGAGUUCAGCGAGGAGAACAUGAUGUUCUGGCUGGCCUGCGAGGAGCUCAAGAAGGAGACCAACAAGACGGUGGUGGAGGAGAAAGUGCGGCAGAUAUACGAGGACUUCAUCUCCAUCCUCUCACCGAAAGAGGUCAGUCUGGACUCCCGGGUCCGCGACGUGAUCAACCGCAACAUGUUGGAGCCCACCUCUCACACCUUCGACGACGCCCAGCAGCAGAUCUACACGCUGAUGCAGAGAGACUCGUACCCGCGCUUCAUCAACUCCACCGCCUACACGGAUCUGCUCAAGACCCUGGAGGAGCCUUCGCCACCCAUUCCUCCUCCUCCUCAGAAGCCAUAGAAGCCUCACUUUGGCACACAAAUAGCUUUACAAAAAAAAAAUGGCGCAUGUUCCCCUCAGCUUGGGGAGUUCCUGUUUUAGACGCAGACGGGAUAAGCCAGUGCUUGUUUAUCCAUCCACAAUUCGCUAAACAGACUAGAACAAACAGUCCAGUAUCGGAACAUAUCUCUAUUUUUAUAUCCUCCCUAGCGCUUCUUGACAUUGCACUUUUCUACCUUGUUUCAAGAGGGCCAGCAUGUAUCCAUCCAUCCAUCCAUCCAUCCAUCCAUCCAUCCAUCCAUCCAUCUCGCCGCAGGCGCUGCACUUUGCUGUGUUUAGGUCUGUGCUGAGCCUUAACGCGUGUCCUGUUCUUGUAGAAACUUUUGAUGUGACGCCAACUUAAGAGGAAGGAAAGUGCCUUGGAAUAAGAUCUUCUACAUGUGCACCUUUGGAACUAUCAAGACAAGGUGCCACACAUCGACUUCACAACACGUUGGUGCUUUCUGCUCUUCUCCAGCUUCAUACCUGGAAAUAAUAAUAAUAAUAAUAAUAAUAAUAAUAAUAGGAAGAAAUAGAAUAAAUAGAUCUCGUGCGUGCGUUUCAAUACUGUGAUCAUUUUCAACGACAAAAAAAACAUGGCUGCCGCUAUAGUUGUGUAUUGGGGAGGUUUGUGUGAACCGUUCAAAUUGUCACCAAUCAAAUAAAAGCACAAUCAUGUUGGCGUGUUGUUGAGUGUUCACGCUGCCAUCUUUGCAAACAAGUGUACAAGCCAGGCGAUGUUCUCUUUGAAAAUAUGUAUUUUCAUGACAAUGAGGAGUCAACAAUGCUAUUAGUGCACUCACCUCAUCGAAUGACUCUUUGUCUUACAUGUUCACUGUCCUAAAAGGUUUGCUUUUGGCCCAAAAGGGAGAAUUCAUAACAGCAAGAAGUAAAUAAGACAGUCUUGAAAUGAUACCGAACGUGAGACAUCUUAGCAGGAAGCAACUUUUUGUGGUCUAAUUGGUGAAUAAGAAAUAAAGUUGUUUUCGCAAUACUACAAAAACAAUCAUUUAAAAAAAAACAAACAAACAAAUGUUGUAGCCCUAGUUACUCCAGUAAGCACGAGUGCUGCAGGAAAUGGCUUUUAGCAUCGACAAUCAAGCUACUAACGUCACUCUACCGUAACGCUGACGAUCGCAUGGCUCCAAGUUGGGAUGUGUCGCUCCGUGUCGGGAUGCGCUGCAUCAACUUCAAGCGCUCCCGUGUGCCUCUAAAGGGGCGGCGGCACUCGAAUGUGUGGGUUUUUUUCCUUCUUUUUUUUUUUCUUCUUUUUUUUUUUUUUUUUUUUUUUAACUGUCAAGCUCCUGGAGGUCUUGGUGAAAUUCAAGGAGACGGAGAGAUGACGGAGACGCUCAUUCAUCGCCGAUGGCGGGGAGCUGCUUCUCGAUGAAGCGUUUGACGUCCACCAUUUCCUGUACAGAAGCAUCGUAAUAAACUCUAUGG